Orbilia oligospora ATCC 24927 is the source of this 423-nucleotide messenger RNA. RefSeq lists its product as uncharacterized. Lineage: Eukaryota; Fungi; Ascomycota; Orbiliomycetes; Orbiliales; Orbiliaceae. Gene Ontology annotation, biological process: actin filament depolymerization; cell motility; actin filament severing. The transcript has a single exon. The record is from RefSeq and is a predicted model, not a curated record. Bases 1 to 423 code for a protein of 140 amino acids. Gene Ontology annotation, molecular function: actin filament binding. Gene Ontology annotation, cellular component: actin cytoskeleton; cytoplasm; actin cortical patch.
AUGCAAUCCUACGAACCCCCCUCCGCCUGCAACGGUCUAAGCGGCGACGCCAUCCCGCUCUUCAACCGUCUUCAAUCCGAACAUUCCCCCAAAUACAUAAUCUACAACAUCCCCGCGGACACCAAACUCAUCAGCGUCCUAAACUCCUCCCAAACGAGAAACUACUCGGAAUUCUUAUCAGAACUUCCGGAUAACGAAUGUAGAUACGGAGUCUACAGUUUCGGAGACGAUCAGAAUGAUACCAUAUUUAUCAAUUGGGUACCGGAUGGGGCUGGGAUUAUGGAGCGGGAGUUGUAUGUGGAAUGUGCGCUGGAAUUGUGGAGGGAGAUGAUGGGGUUGAGACCGGUGGCGAGGUUUGAGAUUCGUGAGAAGAGUGCGGUUGCGGAGGAGGAUGUGAGGAAGAAGAUUGCUUUUUCGGGAUAA